Messenger RNA from Pundamilia nyererei, 3017 nucleotides. Its product is annotated as desmoglein-2-like. The transcript is spliced from 12 exons. Lineage: Eukaryota; Metazoa; Chordata; Actinopteri; Cichliformes; Cichlidae. Gene Ontology annotation, biological process: homophilic cell-cell adhesion. Gene Ontology annotation, molecular function: calcium ion binding. Gene Ontology annotation, cellular component: desmosome; membrane. The record is from RefSeq and is a predicted model, not a curated record. The coding region runs from base 58 to 2067 and encodes 669 amino acids.
UCAUCCAUGCAAGAAGUCACGCUACAGUUUCUUUGAUCCGGAUUGUUUCCUCCAGCCAUGAUUCGGGUUUCUGCACCGAUGUUUGUGCUGCUGCUGUUUGUACUGCAGGCUGUCGCUGUGCUGAUGGCCAACUCUGAAGACAGGUCACUUAAAAAGCGAAGAAUGUGCAUUUUCCCUCAGAUCCUGAUGGAAAAUAGAGAUUAUACUAAUUUAGACUACAUUGACAAAGUUUACUCAGAUUAUGAAAAUGUUACAUACUCCCUGACAGGUGUUGGGGCAGACAAGUACCCCUUCAAUGUAUUUGUGAGCGACCCUCAUACUGGAGACAUCCGUUUGACCCAAGUUCUCGACAGGGAAUUCAUCCCCUAUUAUUAUCUAACGCUUGUAAUUAAGUUCGCUAAUGGCACGAUUGCAGAAGAAAGGGAUUGGUACCGUUACCAGAUUGCAGAUGAGAAUGACAAUGCUCCAGUGUUUGGGCAAAUAAAGCCUGGUGAAGUUGAUGAGUUCAGUCCCGAAGGUAGUUUUGUGAUGAAAGUAACAGCAACUGAUGCUGAUGAACCAUGGUCUUUACGUUCUGUGAUUUCCUACACCAUCAUAAAUCAGAAUCCACCUGACGAUAUGUUUUACAUUAACAGAGAUGAUGGUUCCAUCUUUGUUAAAAAGCCUCUUCUGGAGAGAGAGAAAUGUGGUCAGUACAUUCUGACUGUAAGAGGCCAAGACCUAAAAGGUUUACCAGAAGGAAACACUGGAACAGGCAAUGUUACUAUAAACAUCCGUGAUGUGAACAACAACCUUCCCACUCUUGAAAAAGAGCAGUAUGAAGGAAGCAUUGAGGAGAACAUACAAGGUGUGGAGGUGAUGAGGAUCCAAGCAGAGGACCUAGAUCUGAAGGCCACAGACAACUGGAAAGCUGUCUUUAAUAUUGUCAGAGGCAAUGAAGGCGGGUAUUUCAGCAUUAAAACAGACCCCAACACCAACAAGGGCAUCUUAAUGCUUGAUAAGCCUGUGGAUUAUGAGAAUGUGAAGAACUUUGUAUUGGGGUUAACUGUAAGGAACAAGGCCCCACCUUUUUCUGGAGGAUCAUCUUGGCAAUGGGGGGGAGAAUAUAAAAUCUAUCCCAUCAAAAUCAAUGUAAAGAACCAGCUUGAGGGGCCACAUUUUGAUCCCAAAGUCAAAGCUAUAGCCAUCUCCAAGAAAGACACCUCCUUCAACAUUACAGAUGUUGUUGCUAGCAAUCCUGCAAUAGAUCAAGAUACUGGAGAACUGGCUGAGAAUGUCAGGUAUGCCAAAGGCUCAGACCCAGAUAACUGGUUGACUAUUGACCCAGAGACAGCUGAGAUCAAACUCAACAGGAUACCUGACAGGGAGUCUCCAUACCUGGUCAAUGGGACAUAUUUUGCCAAAGUACUCUGCAUUACAAAAGAAACACCUGCUAAAACAGCUACUGGUACCAUAGCCAUCCAGUUGGAAAAUUUUAGUGACCACUGCCCUAUCGUGACCAGUGACAUCGAAACUAUGUGCACCACUGAGAAUUCUGUUAUUGUGAAUGCUAACAAUGAGGAUGCAUAUCCUAAUGGACCUCCUUUUAAGUUUGAGAUUAUCCCAGAAAAUACUAAAGGGAAAUGGCACAUGGAGAAUCUAAAUGAUACUGCGGCUAUCUUGCGGGCUCAAAACCUCAUGUGGCCGGGUAUCUAUGAGGUGGAACUGGUGAUUAAAGAUCAGCAGGGAAAGGCCUGCCCAGAACCACAGAGAGUCUGGGUUCGAGUAUGCACGUGUGAGGAUGGAGUUUUGUGUGGAAAAUGGGAUGGCAAUAAUCAGCCAGUCAAAAGAGUGCAAUUAGGACCUGCAAGUAUUGGGAUAAUGGUGGUGCUGCCACUGCUGUGUUUUUUUCUGUUUCUGAUCUUCUGCCACUAUAAAAAGGCACUGAGAGAUUUGUCCCCUGCAAAUAUGGUCAGGUUUAAAGAUCCUUCAGCAACAGCCCCAGAAUACACCACCCUUGCUGUGGCUACGGAAAGUCUGAAUUCUGGGACAGUAUUACACUCAGGUGAGUGGCAAAGGCUCAACUGAUGUCCAAUGGAAAGAAAUACGCGAAGGACAAUUUGUUAGUUAUUGUAUUGAGGACUCAGGUUACUCUGCUGACUCUUUGCCUUUUGGGGUCAGACCGUUACCUUUAGUUUCUCAAAGACCUCAGACCAAAGUUCAAGGUUCUUGCAGGGUUGUACAGAAGCAAAUAAAUAAAUAAAUAAAAUUACAAAUACAUUAAAUAAAUAAAUAAAUAACCCUUCUAAUAGCAAAUUAAUGGUGCAUUCUGUCAUGACCCCUUGUUUUGGUGUUUGAUUCCUGUUAUGAAUUCUUCCUUAAUAUUUUUAGCCUAGAUUCCUGUUCACAAAGUUUUCUGGUUUGCUGUUUUGGUUUGGUUGUAAAGUUUUGGUUUUUAUCCAUUGUGUUUUGGGAUCCUUGAUUUUAUGGUUUCAUUAUUCUUAUAGAUUAUGAGUCUUAGUUUUGGUAAUAUUCAGUUGCUUAUUAUUUUACUUGGUGAGUUCCAAUUAUAACUUUUAAUUUAGUGUCACCCUGAUUGUCCUGAUUCUUUCCACCUGUCUGGCUCCUUGUGUUUCCCUUUUCAGUACUGUAAACCUUUCAUAAUUUUGCACUUCUGUUACCUUAUUUACUUUUUGGAACUUAUUAUUGACAGUUGUGGUGGAUUUUUGUAUGAUAUGUAUAACUAUGUAACUAUAUACACUAUAUAUCUAUGUGCACUGAACAUAUAUAUUUUAACUUUCAUGUACAGUCUUAAGCACAAGACAUUGUACUUCACCAAGGUUUAUUAAGGUGGUACAGUUACAGGGCAGUUAAUGUAAGGGGAGAGUUCUCCUGAUUAAUUUACUCUCCCGUAACUAACCUUCCCUAAUACACCCUCAACGUCAUUCAUGCAUCACAACCAAAACAGUAACAUUGUAACAGAGAUCCUGAACACAUCAUGAUAAAAUAUCAUAUGAUAUAAUCACACACACACACAC